This is a messenger RNA of Kluyveromyces lactis, 1824 nucleotides long. It is a transcript of the gene ARB1, whose product is annotated as ATP-binding cassette family ATPase ARB1. Bases 1 to 1824 code for a protein of 607 amino acids. Lineage: Eukaryota; Fungi; Ascomycota; Saccharomycetes; Saccharomycetales; Saccharomycetaceae. Gene Ontology annotation, molecular function: ATP binding; ATP hydrolysis activity. The record is from RefSeq and is a predicted model, not a curated record. The transcript has a single exon.
AUGGCUCCAGUAUCUGCAUCUAAGGCAAAGAGAGAUGCCAAAAAAGCCGAAAGAGACGCCAAGAGGGUUGCUGCUGGUAAGACUACCAGAAGAUCCAAGAAGGAAGAUGAAACAGUUGAUGAAGCCGCCGCUGCAGCUGACAAAAUUGCACAAUUGAAGUUGCAACAAGAUAAAGACGGUAUAUCUGACCGUGUCGUUACCGGUGUUCUAGAUUCAUUGGAAACUUCUCGUGAUAUUAAGCUAUCUUCUGUUUCCUUGUUGUUCCACGGUAAAGUUUUGAUCCAAGAUUCCCAAUUGGAAUUAAAUUAUGGUCGUCGUUAUGGUUUAUUGGGUGAAAACGGUUGUGGUAAGUCCACUUUCUUGAAGGCUGUUGCCAGCAGAGAAUACCCAAUUCCUGAAAAUAUUGAUAUUUAUUUGUUGGACGAACCUGCUGAGCCAAGUGAAUAUUCCGCUUUGGAAUACGUCGUCAGGGAAGCUCAAGGUGAAUUGAAAAGAUUGGAAGAUUUGGUAGAAAAGAUUCUCUUGGAAGAUGGUCCUGAAUCUGAUCUAUUGGAACCACUAUACGAAAGAAUGGACGAUAUGGAUCCAUCCACUUUCGAAUCCAGAGCUGCUAUUAUCUUGAUUGGUUUGGGUUUCAACUCUAAGACUAUCAACAAGAAGACCAAGGACAUGUCUGGUGGUUGGAAGAUGCGUGUCGCUCUUGCUAAGGCUUUGUUCGUUAAGCCAACUCUUUUGUUGUUGGAUGACCCAACCGCGCAUUUGGAUUUGGAAGCUUGUGUUUGGUUAGAAGAAUAUUUGAAGAGAUUCGACAGAACUUUGGUUCUUGUCUCUCAUUCUCAAGAUUUCUUGAACGGUGUUUGUACCAAUAUGUUAGAUAUGAGAUUACAAAAGUUGAUGGCAUACGGUGGUAAUUACGACUCCUACGUUAAGACUCGUUCCGAAUUGGAGACCAAUCAAAUGAAACAAUACACCAAACAACAAGAAGAAAUUGCUCAUAUCAAGAAGUUCAUUGCUUCUGCUGGUACUUAUGCCAACUUAGUUAAGCAAGCCAAGUCUAGACAAAAGAUUUUGGACAAAAUGGAAGCGGAUGGUUUGAUUCAACCAGUUGCUGCCGACAAGGUCUUCUCCUUCAGAUUCCCAGAGGUUGAAAGAUUACCACCUCCAGUUUUGGCAUUCGAUGAUAUUUCCUUCUCUUACGAUGGUAACUCAGAAAACAACCUAUACGAACAUUUAGACUUUGGUGUUGAUAUGGACUCUAGAAUUGCUUUAGUCGGUCCAAAUGGUGUUGGUAAAUCUACUUUGUUGAAGAUUAUGACUGGUCAAUUGACCACUCAAAGCGGUCGUGUUUCCAGACACAGUCACGUCAAAUUGGGUGUUUACUCCCAACAUUCUCAAGACCAAUUGGACUUGACCAAGUCUGCCUUGGAAUUCGUCCGUGAUAAGUAUCCACAUGUCUCUCAGGAUUUCCAAUACUGGAGAGGUCAACUAGGUCGUUACGGUCUAACAGGUGAAGGUCAAACCGUUCAAAUGGGUACUCUUUCUGAAGGUCAAAGAUCAAGAGUGGUGUUUGCAUUGCUUGCAUUGGAACAACCAAAUGUCCUACUAUUAGAUGAACCUACUAACGGUUUGGAUAUUCCAACUAUUGACUCUUUGGCUGACGCUAUUAACGAAUUCAAUGGUGGUGUCGUUGUUGUCUCGCACGAUUUCAGAUUGCUUGACAAGAUUGCAAAGGACAUUUUCGUUGUCGAACAUAAGACUGCCACCAGAUGGGAUGGUAGCAUCUUGGAUUACAAGAACAAAUUGGCCAAGAACGUGGUUUUGUAG